CACCGUCGGUUCUCUCUCUCUCUCUCUCUCUCCCUCUCCCUCCCCUCCUUCCCCGGUACCCCAAGGGUCUCGCGAGCGCGCACGCGUGCGAAACUGCGUGGGAAUGGCUGUUUGUGUGAUCGAGGGGGUUGGGCCGCUUGGAGCGAGCGGAGAGCUGCAUGAGUUUGUAAUGUCCGCCAUGUUGGCCAUGGCGUAUUGAACCGGGGAGGAACAGCGGAGCCUACGAAAUAGAGAGACCGACGGAGAGCGACCGAGACCCGGGCCUGCCCGGCUCUGAUCGCGCUGCUUACGGACCCUACGCCUGCUCUCAAUCGACCGGCUCCAGAUUCAUCCAUGAGAACUCGAGGCGGACCCGCUGUUGUUUCUAGCAGAUCGAAUAGAUUUAUGCUGCAUCUUUUAAUAUAAAAAAUAAAUUUAAAAAAAAAAAAAAAAAAAAAAAAUGAGUAAACUGUCGUUUCGGGCGCGGGCGCUGGAUGCUAGUAAGCCUCUACCCGUCUUCCGCUGCGAGGAUUUACCGGACCUGCACGAAUACGCCUCGAUCAACCGGGCGGUGCCGCAGAUGCCGACCGGGAUGGAGAAAGAGGAGGAAUCGGAGCACCAUCUCCAGCGGGCCAUCUCGGCACAGCAGGUGUACGGCGAGAAGCGGGACAACAUGGUCAUCCCCGUUCCCGAGGCCGAGCGCAACAUCACGCACUACGAGUCCCUCUACCCCGGGGAGUUCAAGAUGCCAAAGCAGCUUAUUCACAUACAGCCUUUCAGUCUGGAUACAGAGCAGCCGGACUACGACCUAGAUUCCGAGGAUGAGACAUUUGUGAAUAAGCUGAAGAAGAAAAUGGAAAUCACGGCCCUGCAGUUUGAGGAAAUGAUCGACCGACUGGAGAAAGGCAGCGGACAGCAGCUCGUCAGCCUCCAGGAGGCCAAGCUGCUGCUGAAGGACGACGACGAGCUGAUCAAGGAGGUGUUUGACUACUGGAGCCGCAAGAGGAAAACCAGCAAGGGCGGCUGCCUCAUCCCCAACGUCAAGCACGAGAAGAGGGACGGAUCUAGCACCAGCGACCCCUACGUGGCCUUCCGCCGACGGACGGAGAAGAUGCAGACCAGGAAGAAUCGAAAGAAUGACGAAGCAUCGUAUGAGAAGAUGCUGAAGCUGCGCAGGGACCUGAGCCGAGCUGUCACCAUCCUGGAGAUGAUCAAGAGGAGGGAAAAGAGCAAGAGGGAACUGCUGCACCUCACGCUGGAGAUUGUGGAGAAGAGGAAUGGGAUGCCCGACUACGGCAGCGAGGUGAUGGCAGAGGCGCUCGCCCAGCGGGCGUUGGUGAAGCCCGUCUACACCAUCCCCAUCAUUCCCCCGUCCAGCAGUAACCAGUACCGACACCAGGACCACUCGGACAUGAAGGACUACAAGAAACCGGACAAGACGGAGGCAGUGCGGACCAAAAGGAAAUAUGAAAAGAAACCCAAGAUCCCCCCCCUGUCGGCGCCUCAACAUUCAGGGCCCUCUGUGUUCAAUCCCAAGGACCUCAACCAGUACGAUUUCCCCAGCUCGGACGAAGAACCCUUCUCCCAGAUCCAUUCGGGUUCGUCGGAGGCAGAAGAGGAGAACGACCCAGAUGGCUGCUAUGCGUUCAGGAGGAAGGCCGGCUGUCAGUACUACGCUACUCGCCCGGACAAGACCGGCAACUGGCCCUGGGUGAGCCCGUCAGAGGGUGGGCUCGGAGACCCGCGCUACCGCUACUGUCUGACCUCGCUGAACAUGCCGCGGCGCUGCAUCGGUUUGGCGCGGCGCCGCAUCGGCAGAGGGGGAAGGAUCUUGCUGGACAGAGCGCAAACGGAUCUAAACAACGUCUGUCAGAGCCUGGACUCUGACCCGGAGCCCGAACCGCUCGCCUCGCCGCUUCCACGUUCUCCGCUCCGCAACUCCAACGCCAGUACCUCAGAAACCAAUACCUCGGACCCAGCCAGCGCCCCACACCUCCCCUCCUCUUCAUCGCCCUUGUUGUCGUCGUCGUCGUCGUCCACACCUAUGGACCUCGGCCAGAUUCUUUUGAACAUUAAAUGUUGCCGCUGGAGGCACUUCAGACCACGGACGCUAUCCCAUCACCCCUUGGGUGGAGGAGACUUGUCUCGCAGAGGAUUUAGGGAUUUUAGGCGGACUGUAUCGGGAUUAACCCGGACCCUGUCUGGAGGAGUCGGCUCCCAGAACCGCACCGGCCCGGCCCCCACCCCUGUCCACGUGUUCACGGCCGAGCAGUACCAGCAGCACCAGGAGCAGCUGGCCCUCAUGCAGAAGCAGCAGCAGCAGCAGAGCCAGCAGCAGCACGCCGGCAACCCGGCGUUGGCGUUGACGGCGGCGUUGACGGCGGCGGUGCCGGCGGCGGUGGCGGCUCCCAACACACAGGCUCUCUCGUCCAAGACGCUGGACCAGGCCAGCGCCCAGUUUGCCGCGUCGGCACUAGUCACCACGGACCAGCUGCUGUCCUUCAAGUCCAAAGAGGAGCUGGUGCUGGCAGGGGGGGUCAACGGGGUGCUGCCGGGUGCAGGUGUGUUCAAAGGCUUGCAUCUCCCCGGCAGCGCCGCGGCCCUUCACCAGACCACCCAGUCGACGCACGCCUGCGCCUCCGCGCCGCCCGCUUUCCUCCAGCCCUCCUCCAACUCGGCCACCCCUUCGCCCGCCAACACCGUCCCCGCCUCCACCCCCGGCGCCCACGCGGCCGCCGCGCCGGGCAUCCUGGGCUGCAGCGCCGCCGCGCCCACCGCCACCACUCAGGUCCUCAUCGGGAACAACAUCUGUCUGAGCGUGCCGUCGGCCGCCGGCACGGCCGGACGCCACCUUCACCCCCGGACCCUCGGCAACGUGCCACCCUCUGCCUUAAAGCUGUCGGCCACCACCAACCUGCAGAUGCCCAAAGUCCCCGGAGCGUCGGCCAUGGACAUGGGCUCAAGGGAUAAUCACGACGAAGACAAGCCAGCACUGAACAGUAUAGCGGACAACACAGUGGCCAUGGAGGUGACGUAGUAGCGGCGCGUGCGAAGGAGUCCCCGCUUUUUAGGUGCUGUGCAUCGUAGCAUCGGGAAUGCAAAAGGGACAGCGGGGCUCUCGCCACCAGGGGG
This is a messenger RNA of Cyclopterus lumpus (lumpfish), 3111 nucleotides long. RefSeq names its product enhancer of polycomb homolog 1-like. Gene Ontology annotation, cellular component: piccolo histone acetyltransferase complex. The record is from RefSeq and is a predicted model, not a curated record. Gene Ontology annotation, biological process: regulation of transcription by RNA polymerase II. NCBI's taxonomy places the organism in Eukaryota, Metazoa, Chordata, Actinopteri, Perciformes, Cyclopteridae.